Colletotrichum truncatum is the source of this 1251-nucleotide messenger RNA. RefSeq names its product proteasome subunit alpha type 6. The record is from RefSeq and is a predicted model, not a curated record. NCBI's taxonomy places the organism in Eukaryota, Fungi, Ascomycota, Sordariomycetes, Glomerellales, Glomerellaceae.
AUGUCCGCAAAUAUUCCCGCCUGGAAGCGAUUGGGCCUCAAGCUCAAGCAGCCCGCAUCCGGCUCAGAGACUGGCGGCCCUGCCACCACCGAGGGAUCGAGGCCCAACGGUCAGCGAUACCACAACGACCGGGACGCCAACGGCCCCGUCAACGCGGCGAGCGCCGCCGCUGCCAAAAGGAAACGUCCCGAGAACACAUCAACUCCCCCUGCGUUCAGCUCCCCCCUCAAAAGGACCCGCACCGACGGCCAUGCUGCCACCCCCCCGACCCUGAGGAAGCAGAAGUCCGUCACCUUUGCCGACGACACAAAGAAUCCCGCCGCCGCCGAGCCGACAAAGACCGGCGACGCCGCCAGCGCUAAGAAGAAGAGCAAAAAGGCUGCCAAGCCUGCAACUCAGCAGCAGCAGGCCGACAUCAGGCCCUCCCUCGACUACCUGAGAAACUGGAAGUCAUCCCGCGAGACGUGGAAGUUCAACAAGAACUACCAGACCAUUCUCAUGAAGCGAGUCUUCCAGCCCGACUCGAUCCCGUCGAGCGACAUCAAUACCUUCUACGACUACAUCCAAGACUUGAAGGGCUUCACAAGGACACGGUUGAGGGAGACGGCGGCGGAGGUCAAGCAGGAGGACGCCGCCAAGGGCAAGGCCGGCUUCCCUGAAGGCACUCCAGACAUGGACACGAAGCAAUCCGAGUACGAGAAGGUGCUUGCCGGCCUGAUGCAGCUCGGCUCUGGAGGCAGCGGCAAGAGGAAGCGCUUCGAUGAGAGCGGCUUCGUGUCGCAGUCCACCGACGUCGCCAUCACGCAGCGGGUGAUCAAGCGCAUGCGCGCCGAGACGAUUCUGGAGGAGCUGUCGGAGAGCGAGGACAGCGAUGCCAUGACCAUUGAUACGGAGGAGACCCCCUCCACCUCGCAGGCGGCCGCCCAGGAAGAGACCGUCGACAAGAGAGUGAAGCUCAAUGACGGAACGAAGCAGAAUGCUCCUCGUCGCCGCAAGCAGCGCACGGCAAACAUGGACGACACCAGCUCGGACGAGUCCUCUGACUCCGACUCCGACUCGAGCAGCGACAGCGACGAUUCGGAUGACUCCGACAACGAGUCCGAGAUUCAGCGCCAGGCUGCCCAGCGGGACGCCGAGACCUCGAGCAGCUCCUCAUCAUCAUCCGAGGAGGAGGACUCAGACGAUAGCAGCGACGACGACUCUUCGGAAGAAGAAGGUAACACGAAGAAGUCCGCUGGCAAGAAGAGGUAA